AUGUGUUUUGGGGAUGCUGAUAAAAUUGCAACAAAAGAAACUGUAAAAUUGGUUGAAAAAAUCAUUGAUGUUAAAAAAGAAGAAUUUUUAAAAAAUCAAAAAAUUUUAUCUGAAUUUAUGAAUAAAGGAUAUGGAUUAAUAUUAAAAAAUGAUUUCAAAUGUUCAAGUAUGGUAAUGGGUAUCGGAAGUAGUGGUUGUGGAAAAUCAACAACUCUCAAUUUGAUGCAUGGAAAUAACUUUGUAACUGGAAAGGAUUGUGGUGAUGUUACUAUGCAACUUUCAAUACCAACUCCUUCUGUAAAAUAUCCAAAUACUAAAGUAAUUGAUUGUGUUGGCUUUACUCCAAGUCUUUCAAGUUUUUGCAAAUUAAUUUUAAUUUAUUUCCAACGUGGAUUUUUUCCAGAUUAUUUUCUAUAUCCAUCAUCAAAUGAUAGAACUGAACAAAUUGUCACACUCUAUAGAAUGAUUAGAAUGGAUUAUGUCAAAAUAAUGGUUGUCCCAUUCUCUGCAAAAAACUAUCAUUCAAAUAUUGAAUUAAUAAAAGAAAUUGACCCAACAAUGUCAGAAUCAGAGGUAGAUACAAAGUCAUUAAAAAAAGCUUUUAAUAGUGAUAUGGUAUCACAUAUUAUUGAAAAAUUGGCUGAAAUUAAAUUAAAAAAUGAUGAAACCCUUAAAGGAAAGGUUAUAGUUGUUGAAUCUCUUGAUAAAGUUCCAGAAGUAAUUGGUUCAAUGAAAACAAUGUUUUUAAAUGAAUUCUUUAUUGGUGGUAAAUUUAUAGAUUCAAUAACCUAUGAACAAUUUUGUGAAAAUUCUUCAGAUGAUGAUCCUCAAUCAACAAAAAUAUUUUUGUAUGGCCUUUUAGUUGAUGCUAUGAAAACUUUAUCAUCAUUUGCCAAGUAUGAUAAUAAUGGCGUAUUGAUAGGAAUCGAAGAACAAAAAUUCUUAAAAGACAAUUAA
Dictyostelium discoideum AX4 is the source of this 957-nucleotide messenger RNA. RefSeq lists its product as hypothetical. The record is from RefSeq and is a predicted model, not a curated record. The coding region runs from base 1 to 957 and encodes 318 amino acids. The transcript is spliced from 2 exons. Lineage: Eukaryota; Evosea; Eumycetozoa; Dictyosteliales; Dictyosteliaceae.